CCCACCCUUCACUUUGACUUGAGAAAGCUCUCAGUUGGUGAGUUAUGUCCAUGCGGUCGAUGGUUUUCAGUCGGCUCAUGAUGUCCGGAGUUCGCAGAGCUUCGGUCGUCGCUGUCGCCUUCAUUCUCCUCGGUGUUAGUGUGACCACAGAGGCGCAGACAUCGACUCCAGCUCCAGCCCCGACCCCUUGCGCCUUUAGAUCCAACACCAGUUGUGCAGAGUGCCUGCAGAAUGUCACUUGUUUGUGGUGCAUGCCAACUCAACAAUGCAUUGACUACCCAAUGAGGAACAUCCUGCCCCCCAACAGUGUGUGUCCUUUGACUGAUGCACGAUGGGGGGUCUGUUGGGUCAACUUUCAGAUUCUGAUCAUCACCAUGUCGGUACUGGCUGGCAUCAUCAUCAUUGCCCUUCUUGUUUGCUGCCUCUGCUGCUGCAAGUGUGAAAGAACUGGAAACAAGAGAGAGGAUGCGAAGGUGGAGCGACAAACCCGUGCGAGGAAGGCCCGUCAGAAAGCAAAGAGAACUGAAAUGCAGUUGAGGCAUGAUGAAAUCAGACAGAAAUAUGGUCUGGCAAAGGAUAACCCUUACUCUCGUAUGGACGACCAUUAAGACGGAUCUCAAAUAUGAUUUCUUAAAAAAAAUCCCUGGAGAUGAUCUUAUAUAUGCCAGUAACAUUGAGAUAGCGUAUAAGUAGCAUAUGAUAAACUGUGAUUAUACAGAUUGAUUUCAGUGUUUCAGUGAUGGUAUAAAAUUUUUUUUAAAAAGUCACCAAAAUGUUCUGAAAUCAUUUUGACUGAGUGUGCACUAUUCCAAACAUGGUCCGUUCACCUAAUGUUUCAUUUUUUUAUACACGUUGUAUUAAUAUUUCUUCUGCCUUCAUUUUGAUGUGAAUGUUUAUGCGAAAUUCUGUUUAGUUGACUUGUUUUUCUGUCCACACAGGAAAACAUAUGUAAGGGCUAACCUGUCAAAACAUAUUGUCCAUCAUGAUCAGAAAACAUUAUUGUGUUAAUUUCCAUAAAAUGCAGUGUUGUCCACAACUCUAGAGCUGAUUGGUGCUUUUUUUUAUAAUUUGCAGUUUCACUUUCAUUCUGCAUUUGUACACUUUUACUGAUCGCCAUGUCUAAAGUUUACCAUUUAUUUUUGUAUAAAAGUUCAUUUGUAACAUGUAACACAUUUUUACACGUUUUUUGCUAUUUUAUCUGUUGAUAAAUAUCAGAAUAAAAUUCUGAAAUUUACUCAAUAAAAGAAAUGUGUGUGCUUCAAUCACAUUUGAAACAUUUGAUUCUUGUGUAGCUGUUGUUAAAAA
Seriola dumerili (greater amberjack) is the source of this 1305-nucleotide messenger RNA. It is a transcript of the gene pttg1ipb, whose product is annotated as pituitary tumor-transforming gene 1 protein-interacting protein-like. The transcript has 7 exons. Bases 45 to 608 code for a protein of 187 amino acids. Lineage: Eukaryota; Metazoa; Chordata; Actinopteri; Carangiformes; Carangidae. Gene Ontology annotation, biological process: protein import into nucleus. Gene Ontology annotation, cellular component: nucleus; cytoplasm. The record is from RefSeq and is a predicted model, not a curated record.